Molecule: messenger RNA, 3867 nt
Organism: Lingula anatina
Lineage: Eukaryota; Metazoa; Brachiopoda; Lingulata; Lingulida; Lingulidae
Biological process (GO): chromatin remodeling
Cellular component (GO): CERF complex
Molecular function (GO): protein binding
Source: RefSeq, a predicted model, not a curated record
GGAAACCCGGAUGUAGGUCAAUUUGCUCUCGGAAGUCAGCCGGUCAUUUGAACAAAAGCUCGUAACACUACGAGUGAAUUACUGAUAUGGAAGAACUUCGAUCUUUGUGGAAAGUACCAAGCAUUGCACACUUCUGUUCGCUGUUCAGAAAUGCCUUCGAUCUUUUGGAUUUUGAUAUCGAGGAUUUUGAAGAAGCGUUGAUUUGUGCAGGAGGUGAAGAGGGCAGUCCUUUUCUUAUAGAUCUCAUAUGUCGUCUACUCAAGGGGUGCUACAACAGAAAUGACAUAGAUGAAACAAAUUAUGAACAAUACUUACAAGAUGUGAUGAAGCAUAGGUGGUCCGUGGAGACGGGAAGACCCAGCCUUUUAGAAGAUAUGUCUUUCAAAGAUAUUUGUUUGACAUCCAAGGUUGAGAUUCUACAGGCCGUUUGUGAUUUUAGACUAGAUGCUGAAGAUGUAGCUGACAAACUUAAGGAUCUUGAAGCAGACAGUUUACGUCUGGAACCUAUGGGUAUAGAUGCACUGGGAGCUACCUAUUGGUAUUUCUAUGGAACACGUUUAUAUAAAGAGGACCCUGAACCUCCUCCACCAGUGGAAAAGAAGAAAGAAAACAAAAAGAAAAAGGGUAAAGAUAAAAAGAAAGAUAAAAAGAAAAAGAAAGAUAAAGGCAAGAAAAGGAAAGACAAAUCAAAAAAAGGAAAAGGCAAAGCAGACAAAAAAAGGGGGAGGCCUUCAAAAAAGACAGAUCAGUCAAGUGAUGAAGAGAGUGAGGCUGAGGAAGAGGGUACCCCCUCUGAACCCCCACCCCCACCCCCCAAACUGUGGCAUCUGAUCUGUCAGACUACAGAGGAGUGGGAACAACUGGCAAAUACAUUCAAAGGCAGCAAGGUGAAAUGUGAAAGAGAGUUAUACAAGACACUGGUGGAAGAUUUUGUUCCAGAAAUACCAAAAAUGAUUGAGGCAAAGGAACGUGAAAUGCGUAAGAAACUUCUUGAGUUGGCUCCACGAAGAACCUCAAACAGAAUUAAGACAAAGGCUCAACAAGAGAAAGAGGCAGAGAAGGAAAAAUAUCUCCUCCUGAUCCAAGAAGAAGAGCGAUUGCGACAGCACCAUGAGGAGGUUGAGAGAAAGAGGCGCUUGGAGGAGGAACAGCAAAGAGAUGUUAAGUUACAGAGAGAGGAGAGGAGCAAAGCUCGAGAAGAUCGUGCUAAGAGAGCCAGAUUACGUGAAGAACGGGCUCAGUUGAUUGCAGAAGGCAAAGAGAUUCCAGCAGAGCUAUUGAACAUCCCUGCAUCACCAAAGAGGAUAUCUGUGCCUAAUGAAGCAUAUAGUGCCAUGAUGAAAGUGGUUGAUAUUGUAAAACGCCACAAAGAUUCCUGGCCAUUUUGGGAACCUGUCCAAGAGGAAUAUGCCCCAGGCUACAGAGAUAUUAUAACUAGACCCAUGGAUAUGUCAACUAUAGAGAAGAAGGUGAAGAAUAGAGAGUACAGAAGUAGGAGAGAGUUCAUAGGAGACUACAAACUGAUGUUCUCAAACUGUCUAGAAUACAAUGGACCAGAGAGUGAGUACAUAGAGAUGGCAGAUGCAGUGGAGGCAUGUUUCCAUCGGGCAGUGAAGAAAUACAUGUCCAAGCACAACUUUGACAAUACUCAUGAGGAUGAAGAUGAUGCUGAUUACCAUUCCAAACUGACCAAUGGUGGCCCUCACUUGAGUUUCAGACCACAGAGGAAUGCUAGUGCCAAGGCUAUGGAGGCUCUUCAUAAAGUGGCUGAGGAUUCAUUACAGGAUUCCAGAAGUAACAGUCCAGUCAGUUAUGAUGAAUCUGCAUCCAACAGCCCAUACCCAGUUCAGAGAAAGGAAUUCCCUCCAUUCCAGUUUAAGACAAUUAACCCCUCAGCCUCCAGUAGCCCUUUUCCCACUCAGAGACAGGACAAUUCAGCCUCUAGCAGUCCAGCACUGACAUCCAUAUCAGAGGACAGUGCUGAUGGAACCAAGAAGAUAUCACAUCUGAGGACAGUGUUUGGUAUUGCUGCUUCAACAUCUGCUGCAAAACAACAGGUAACUUCUGCUGGACAUCAAGUAACGAAGAGUUCCCCUUCAAACCCCCCAUUCCAGCUCCUGAAACAGAAGCUUCAGGAACAGUAUCUACAACAGAAACAAGCCGCCAUGAUGGCACAGAAUCAAAAUCAGGGUAAUCAGACUGUGGUGAAGGCACGUCUACCCAUUCCUAUACAGUUCUCAAAAGGAGGUGUGACCCAGAAGAUCCAGAUCCCAGUGGAUGUACAGACACAGAAAGGGAAGGUAAAUUACAUUACUUUUGCCACUACUACCAAUGGCCUACCAACAACAAGUGCAACCUCUCCCAAGUUUGGAGGUUGGAAGCAGUUGUCACAACAACCAAAGGGACAGUCUGAUGGUGUUGGUGCACAGCAGCAAAGAGGCCUUAUAAACAAUAUAUCAGUACAAUCUGUCAGCGAUUCUGCCACUGAUAAAAAGACAGUGAUACCUCCUGGUGAUAUUAAAAUGCAGGCUGUAAAUAUCUCUGGGACUAGUUUGCUUCAGACUCAAAGGCAGCAAGAAAACCCUGUCACACUUACAACCUCUACCUCUCAUACAGACUAUGUGUAUAGCAGUGGUAAAGGGCCUGUUAUCGCUAAUAAUAAUGUUAUUCAAAUGAAAAGAGAAGAUGGACUCAUGCAAGGAGUCCGGCAGCCAGCAAAGAAAAGGAAGUAUAUUGAAGGUGUUGAAAAUUCAGAGACAACUCAGGAAUCUCCUAAACCAAAACUUUGGCGCCCUGGUAUAGAUGAGAGUGCAAGUGAAGAUACAAAACUUGUUGUCGGUUCUGUUCAAAACUUGUCACAAAUGGGAGGCAAUUUGAUUGUAUCCCAGCAAGAGCAACAGCCACAACAGCAGCAGCUCCCUACUCAAGCCAGUGUUCAGCAGGCAACUGUCAGUGGCAUUCAUCAAGCUAAUGUGCCUAAAUUUGUGAUAUACAGUUCUAAGAGUUUAACCACACCUGGUGUGCCUGGUAAAAUUGUACAGACCACCAGUCUUGCCCAGCCAAACCAAGGACUGCUUCAAAACAGGGUGGUAUAUGCCGGUAAUGGAGUGUCCCUCCCACCCGGUGCUGUGUUAAAUACUGUGAGACAUCCCGGGCAACCCAGGCAGAUAUUAGUCUCCAACAUUUCCCGUCCUCAAGCUGUUAGGGUAAUCACUGCAAAUCACCCUCAGAACCCAGUGGGACUGAGACCCCAGCUGGUCCAGGCAAACCAGCAAAUACAUGUCCUACCUCAGGCAGUUGGUCAACAAAAAAUCCAGUUGACCGGUCAGCAGGCCCAACAGUUGUUUCUGAGACCAGGUUUGGUCCAACAUGGCGCAGCUGUGGUGUCCACAAUGCAGCCACAACAGAACGUAGCCCCAGGUUUCUACUACUACAAGCAGGGGGCAGCACCUGCAAUGUCAGGAAUGACCAGUGCCCAGCCUGGCACCAUGACCAAUGGUAAUGUGACAGUUAAGCCGGCAGCACAUCAGUCUGCAUUUACAGCUCUUCAAAGACCGCCUAACUAGUAGCGAUCCUGUGAUAUUGCAAGAAACGGUGAUGUAGAACAUGAUGGGAAGGACCAGCCCAAGUUUCGGAGACACUGGUGUGGAAUCUUUCUAUGAAAUUAUCUUUCCUUUAAUGGCAGGGAAAAACUGUGAUGGCUGCUUUUUAUUAAUGGCUUCAUUCGUCAUAGUUCAUGCACUGAUUUUAGAAUUUUCUACAUUGAAAUAAAGAAUGUAGUGGCUGUUGGGAUAUGAGAUGCAUUCUUGUUCCCAGGGAAAACUUACCAAAUGCACUGCAUUUUGUUGCAUCAAAAAAAAAAAAAAA